Messenger RNA from Loa loa (African eye worm), 458 nucleotides. RefSeq names its product zinc finger protein. Bases 119 to 388 code for a protein of 89 amino acids. NCBI's taxonomy places the organism in Eukaryota, Metazoa, Nematoda, Chromadorea, Rhabditida, Onchocercidae. The transcript has 2 exons. The record is from RefSeq and is a predicted model, not a curated record.
CUGAAAGAUAUGCAUAUUACUCAUUCAAUUAAUAUGUGUCAUGACCAAACUGCGGCAAAAUAUUCAUUUCUUUUGGCACAGUAAGGCAACAUUUAAAAAAUGUUCGUUCUAGACCUAAAUGCAGCACAUCACAACUCGGGAAUACUUCAGGAAAUACACGAAAAGGUGCGCAAAGUUUUCCAGAAAAGAGAAUUCAUUACCGUCCUUAUGUCGGAUGUAUUUUGCGCACGAACAAUACCAAGGAAUAAACAGAACAAAAGAAAACGCACGGCGAACCAUUUAUUUACGAAUCCAGAGAACCCAAUUGUGGGCUAAUAUUCAACUAUGGAACAUCAUUCAAGUCUCACAAGAGAAAACAUCAACCUAUUAUUCAAUCCGAAAAGUGUAACAAAUCGUUGAGCCGCAAUUUUUUCGACUUGAAAAGACACAUGAAAGGAUGCCUCGGAACUUCUUGUUAG